Messenger RNA from Metopolophium dirhodum (rose-grain aphid), 3651 nucleotides. RefSeq lists its product as uncharacterized. The transcript has a single exon. The coding region runs from base 968 to 2710 and encodes 580 amino acids. NCBI's taxonomy places the organism in Eukaryota, Metazoa, Arthropoda, Insecta, Hemiptera, Aphididae. The record is from RefSeq and is a predicted model, not a curated record. Gene Ontology annotation, biological process: protein targeting to membrane; peptidyl-L-cysteine S-palmitoylation. Gene Ontology annotation, molecular function: protein-cysteine S-palmitoyltransferase activity. Gene Ontology annotation, cellular component: endoplasmic reticulum; Golgi apparatus.
UUAUGAACUGAAUAUCUUAUUAAAAUUUAAAACUGACCUAACCCAUCAGGUACUAUUGUGUGUAUGAGAGUUAUAUGGGUUAAAGUUAAUAUCGAUGACUUGAUUUGCAAAAGCAAAAAAAAUAUUGCCGGUCUUUUUGUAUUCUGUCUAUGGAGUGUCAGGAAGUCGACACUCGUUUCCUGCACUAUACAAGUUUUGUUCGACGUCCCGCGUAAUUUAUUAAUAUCGUCCACGUCGAAAGUAGCACACUGGCGGUGUGCCACUGCAUUAUUAAACACUCAUUAGACAACUCGAAUGGCGUUUUACAUUUUUUUUUUCUUCUCUUUAUUCCUCGGACGUCUAAGCGAGUAUAAUAUGGCGCAAUAUACUUACACCGUCUACCAAUCGUCGUUGAUUGAUUGAUUAUUCGCAGGCAGAAAUAGGUUUUCGGAGUAGGUUGUGGUAUGUGCAUUAAGUCUGUGAACGCGUCAUAACGAGCCGACGUUCAAAUGAAACCUUCGGUCCUCAUCGCACGCGCUCGGUGGCGGUGGUUAAUGUGGCGUGGAUGCGCGAGGGUGACUGUAAACUAAUCGAUACGGCGUGACGCGGCACGCUCGAAGGGGAACCGCUAACACCGUUAGACGCGGAUGGUGAGCGGGUGGCCCCGACGUGGUAUCGGCGCGCACAUUCCUCCGUUGUUUCGCGCCCCUCGGACCGUCGUCGCGUCUCCCUCGCCAGUACCAAUCGUCCCGCUGUCGUCCAUCGACGUCCGCCAUGCGUCAUUCGUCCCGAGUCUUUUGUUGUCACCUCCACCGUUUCCGUUACCGCGUUAUGGUACACCGGCUGGAUUGACGACGUUAGACACCGACCGGAAGCGCACUCGCAGUCACAAUAUACGUAAUUGUUUCACCACCGCCGCCAUUGGUUGUGGUGGUGCUCGUGCCGGUAUCGCCGCUGUAGUUCGUGAUUGUGCGAUGCGCAGCUGACCAUGACACUGUGCCAAAGCGAGACAAGGAGGAAACAGCGGCGGGUCCACGGACUGCAGAUGCCGUGGCACCCGCAGCAAGUGGCCGGUUGGCUGGUGCUGGCUAUUUUCGGCGCCUGUUCAUUCGGCGUCCUGUUGCCUGGUCUCGGGCCUGACGUCUACCCAGUCGCACUGUUCGUGCUGGGCAGUCUGUUCUUCUUGCAUGUCGUGUCGCACGUGGCUGCGCUGCUCAUCGAUCCUGCAGACCCACAGCUCCGUGCUCUCAGAGACGACGGGGAAUCGCCGCGGAAACCCGUCCCCGAGCUGGACAAGACCAAACACGCGCACGUUAUCGAGAACGGAAAGUGUCACCUGUGCAAUAUAUACACGUCUGGCCAUCGGACCAAGCACUGCGGAUCGUGCAAUAAGUGUGUGGAGAAGUUUGACCACCAUUGCAAGUGGCUGAACCACUGUAUCGGUGCUAGAAACUACGUAGCGUUUAUCGUGAGCGUCGUGUCGGCUGUGCUCGCGUGCUUGGUGAUCGUGCUGGUGUCGUCUGCUGAGCUGGUCAUAUACAAUUCAGACCCGGUACACGUCGAACAGUACCUGCGGCCGAUGUUCGGCAGCAACCAAACCAUCCAGGUGAACCAGUUGUUCAGUGUCAGUCGACUUUCAGUGGACCGGAACGUGUUCGUGGCUGUCGCAUCUGCCCAGUGCGCCUUGGCCCUGGUCGCCAUGGUGCUGCUACUACACCUGUGCGUGUUCCACGUGUACAUAUCCGCGCUAGGCAUCACCACUUACGAGUACAUCCGUAAUUACAGGCGAUACCCAGAGUUCGAUUCCAGGAACGGCGCGGCUGCGUUGUCGUCGUCGUCAUCCCUGUCCGACAAUCACGUCGCGAUGUCUUCGGGUUCCUGUAAGAACGCUGCGGGCCGGAAGUCCACUAUGGCCAAAGUGUAUGCAUCCGCGUGUUGUUACGGCGCGGUUACUGCGGGCCGGCAUAAACGGCCGUCGUGCGGCAUCCACUCGAACCUUAAUGGCGUAGGCCGGAACGACCAGGAUGGCGCUAGCCAUGAUGAUAUGACCGUUGAGACGGUUGAAUCGUAUGGUCGCAGUGGGGCCAGUAGACUGCUGAACCCGAAAGACUUGGACCGGACAAGACCGGAGGACCGCGAUCAGCAGAACCCUCAACCAAAGUGCCGGUACUGUCUGGAGAAGAACAGGAUACGGGGCGAUGGAGCACGAUUUUUCGUGUUAGGCAAACGCCGAAAAGGGUUUUGCUGCUGCUUCCAGAAACCCGAGCCAGUAUUUGGUCGGACUGCCGUCCCCGCCUCUGCCGUCCACCACGUCAAGGUUCCACCAUCGCCGUUCGCGGUCCGUCGGAACCGUGUCAUACCCGCCGACAGUGGUCAGUUGUCGUUGGUGGUCGACGAGUGGAAAUCGUUCAAUUCGGGUUCACUCCCGGCCCUGCCACACGCGGCCGGCCACCGUCAGAUGCAAAAGAUCACGCUCAAGGAGCUAGGUCAGGUAUUGGCGUUCGUUGAACAACAACCUUCGAAAACGAAGCGGCGCAAGAUUGGCAGCGGAAACGGGCAGAUUAAACACUCCAAAUCGUCGUCCAACCUGUCGCCGAUACACGAGUCGGGACUGUCCAACCCGUCGACGCCGCAACUGAGAAACCGUUACCCGCAGACCAGGCCGUGCAGUUGGCUGUCGUCGUCGUCACCACCGUCUUCCUCCCCGCACAACACUUCUAAAAGCGCGUGAUUUAUGUAUGUGUGGGUUUCCCAUGUACACCCGUUUCUUCCCUAAAACCCACGUGAUGUGUUACGCGCGCAAUUCGCAUUUCAUUUUUAUCGCCGGCUGAUAGACCGACAAAAUAUUUUUUGAACGACGGCGUUUGGUAAUCAAAAAUGUAAACAAUAAUAUUAUAUAAUUUUACAACCGUACAACUGUGUCUGUCCCACUGAACUGAAUAUCGAAUACAGUACAUAUUAAAUUCAGUUCAGUGGUCUGACCUGAACGACUUAGAUCGGGUCACCGCCGAUUUAUGAACAAAUCGACGACUAUCGUGGUGACCGUUCACUGAUUUUUCUGAUAUAUUGGUGCAGUCGGAAAGCUCUCCCGUAUGUCCGUAUACGGUAUAAUUAUGUAUGUAUUAGUACCUUUUUUAUUUAACGCGAACAAAUAACGAAAACUAUACUGCCCUGAUAAGCUUAAAUGCCAUAAGUUACUAAAAAAGACUUUUGAGAAAAAUAUGUGUUUUUAUAUUUUACAUUUUCUUAUAAUCAUAAUACCUUGUACAUUUUUAUACUUCUCUUAGUAGGAAUUUUUAUAACAUAUAUUCAUUUUACAUUGAUUCUACUAUUGGUAUAGGGUUAUUGAAACUUGUUUCAUAAGCAAGAAUAUCGUUGGUAAGAAUUGUAUUUAAUUAUUUAGUUUUUGUUGAACAAUAUUUUAUACUUAUAACAUGACAUAAUAUUCACCUAAAUUAUCUGAAUUUUAGAUUUUUUAAUUUAGCUUAACCUCAUUUAAAUUUUUUUUUUUGACUUAUGGCAUUUUGUAGCUUAUGAAGGCAGUUUACAUAUCAUCGAUGUUAUACAUAUAUAAGUGAAUGUGCAAAAUCUAGAGGACUGAGGAGGAGUAAACCUCGAAUAAUCGUAUUAAAAAAAAUGGAUUUGAUCGUUUUUUUACUUAAUUAAUUUAAA